Hydatigera taeniaeformis is the source of this 1242-nucleotide messenger RNA. Lineage: Eukaryota; Metazoa; Platyhelminthes; Cestoda; Cyclophyllidea; Taeniidae. The record is from the annotation of a GenBank genome assembly.
AUGAAUCAGGGUGAUCAGAGUGAUCUCAUCAAACAAGUCGUUGACCUUUGUCAGACUGAUGAGACCACUGCGAAGUUUUACUUACAGCUGUUUAACUGGAAUCUUAAUGAUGCCGUUGAAAGUCUUCUGAGCGCUGCUGAUGAUGGUUCUACGGCGGGUGAAUUUCCACUACAUGAAGAGGUUGUGUCCGGUAGCAAUUCGUUUAGAGAAGAACAGCCGAAAGUUGCACCUUCUGCUUCAUCUCACUUAAUUCGAAGUGAUUCGGGACCAAAGAUAGCUACCCUCUCCACUCUUGAUAAUCGCAGAGAUCAUGGAUCGGAUGAUGAACAGGGACAAGCUUUUUAUGUUGGUGGUGCGGAGCAUGGAGGUGGUGGUCAGCAGGUUCUUGGACCUCCACGGUUGGAUAAUCCGGAGUCUUUUGUCCAAGGCAUUUUCCGUGCAGCUCGUGAAGGUGGUGCGGAAACUCUAGAUCAUACUCGUGUCUGUGAUACCGAUUUCGACUCUACUAGCCACCAGGAAGCCUUUGCCGGCACUGGGUAUCGCCUUGGUGAGUCUCUUUCAGACCCUCUUGUGAAGGUUCCUGGAAAACAGUCAAAUUCGAGAAGCAUUGGAAUUUCUUCUCAUGGGCACGACGGUGAGGAGGGUCCGGGCGGGGCUCAAUCCGUAGUUGUGAAAAUGUGGAAUAAUGGUUUCAGUCUCGAUGAUGGACCUCUCCGGUCCUACACUGAUCCUGACUCCCUUGAAUUCAUGGCUGCUGUCAAGCAAGGAAGCAUUCCUCCUGAAUUGGUUUCGUCGUCACGAAACCGCGAGGUCCACGUCCUCCUGGAAGACCACCAUAACGAGCCCUAUCAGCAGCCUCCGCCUCCAAAAGUAAAGGCUUUCUCUGGUGUAGGGCGGUUGUUAGGUCAUCCUACCCCAAAGGUGGUCACCAAUGAACUUCCUGCCGAAACUGGCGCUGCCUCUGUUUCAUCAUCUCCUCUUCCUUGUCCAGAAGUCGAUCAAUCGAAACCGACCACACAGUUGCAAAUUCGAUUGCCUGAUGGUUCUAGGUUGGUUGUUAAACUUAAUCACCAGCAUACAGUGCAGGACCUCCGUGCCGCGAUAAUCAGUCAAAGGCCCGAGUUAGCCUCCCACCGGUUCGGUCUGCAUACCGCAUUCCCUCGGGGUGAGCUCAAAGACAACUCGGCCACGCUGGCUAGUGCCAACUUACUCAACUCAACUCUCCUUGUCACAAAGACCUGA